Molecule: messenger RNA, 4884 nt
Organism: Gracilinanus agilis (Agile Gracile Mouse Opossum)
Lineage: Eukaryota; Metazoa; Chordata; Mammalia; Didelphimorphia; Didelphidae
Gene: STARD8
Product: StAR related lipid transfer domain containing 8
Exons: 12
Coding region: 90-2900 (936 amino acids)
Biological process (GO): signal transduction; actin cytoskeleton organization; regulation of Rho protein signal transduction
Molecular function (GO): GTPase activator activity; lipid binding
Source: RefSeq, a predicted model, not a curated record
AUUCCCUUUUCCCUCUGGACAUCACCUCUGUGAAGAAGGACCAUGGUUUUCUGGACCAGGAUUCCCUGCGUUCCCUCUGCAGGAGACUGAUGACCCUGAACGCCUGCGCCUCGAUGAAACUGGAGGUUCGCAGUCAGCGCAAACUGAAUGAAGACCCAGAGGAAGAAGACUUGUGUGCCAUCAGCAACAACUGGACCUUUCAACGGGAUAGUCGACGCUGGUCCCGCCUCGGCUCCCCAGAACUGGGGGUUUCCCCUGGAGCAGGCCUGUGGGCAGCUUCCAGCCACGAGAGCAUUCUCACCAACAUCAGUGCCACAUCUCAGGCCAGCCAGGCUGGGAACAUGGCUCGAGACACACUGGCUAUUGUGGUGGCUCCCCCUCCAGAGCCUUCAGAGCAGUCUGUGGCCCAGCUCGAGUCCCCCACAUGGGCCCCCAGCCCUGGUUCCCUCCUUGGCCUGCCCCAAGAUGUGGAUGGCCCCCCAGAUAAACCCAGGAAACGCCGUACCCGAAGCUUUCUCCGGCACCUUGACUCUCUGCGGAGGAGGGAGAAGCCGGGAAGUCCUGAGGCUGGGCCAAGUACCCCCACCAAGGCUGCUGCCCCUGAGAAACUAGGGAAGGCUUUCUCCUUCCACAGUCGCCGUAGCUUCCUCUCAGCCGGCUUCUACUCUAAGAACCAGGCUCCAGACACAGAGGCCGAGGGGGCUGGGGCUCAGUGCUCAGGGCCCACGCGAGAGUCAAGAUGGCAGCAGCAGCAGGGACACUGGCAGGCCUGCUUAGUGCAUGUGCCAGGAGACCACAAGCCGGGCACCUUCCCCCGAUCUCUGUCCAUUGAGAGCCUGUGCCCCAAGGAGGGGCAUCGUCUGGUUGACUGGCAGAAGGCGGGGAGCUGGGGCCCAGAGAAGCGGCGGGGCUCAUGCAGCUCCAUGGACAGCCGUCUCAGUGUCUAUGACAACAUGCCCGAGCUAAUGGGCAAUGAGGAGAGGCCAAGGGACUUGGAUCCCGAAGCCAACUGUGCCCAGCUUGACGACAUCCUGCAGGACAUGUGGGGCCUACAGAAGCAUGUGGAGCUCUGGUCCCAGGCCGUGUGCCCGGAUGGGGGGCAGCCCAGACAGGAAGAAGAUGAAGAAGAGGAGGACACUGAUUCUGCUGGAGAGCAGGCCUUCCCCUUUGGCAUGCAACUGGAAGAAGAGCACUCCAUGUCCGACAUGGGCACUUCUGCCAGCGACUUUGACAGCACCGGAAACUCCCUGAAUGAAACCGAGGAAACCGAAAUCCGAGAACGCCGGGACUCUGGCGUGGGAGCUUCACUUACCAGGCCCUGCAGGAAACUCCGUUGGCACAGCUUCCAGAAUUCCCACCGGCCUAGUCUCAACUCGGCUUCCCUCGAGCUUAACCGCCAGUCCGUGGCCCAGCUCAACCUUCUGCAUAAAGGCUCCCUUCUACGGCUCACGGCCUUAAUGGAGAAGUACUCUGUGCCCCACAAGCAGACCUGGGCCUGGGCGGUCCCCAAGUUCAUGAAAAGGAGCAAAACUCCCAGCUACCAAGGCAAGAGCGUCUUUGGAGUGCCCCUCCUGAUCCACAUGCAGAGAACAGGCCAGCCAUUGCCCCAGAGCAUUCAGCAGGCCAUGCGUUAUCUCCGGAGCCAGUGCCUGGAUCAGGUGGGCAUUUUCCGCAAGUCCGGAGUGAAGUCCCGGAUCCAGACCCUGCGACAGAUGAAUGAGGCGUCACCAGAGCAUGUCGUCUAUGAAGGCCAGUCGGCCUAUGAUGUGGCGGACCUGCUGAAGCAGUACUUUAGGGACCUCCCAGAGCCCAUCUUUACCAGCAAGCUGACCACCACCUUCCUACGUCUCUACCAGUCAGUUGUCCCAAAGGACCAGCAGCUAUUGGCUGCUCAGGCAGCUGUUGUUCUUCUGCCUGAUGAGAACCGGGAGGUACUCCAGACAUUACUUUACUUCCUGAGCGACAUUGCGGCUGCCCAAGAGAACCAGAUGACCGCUGGCAACCUAGCCGUCUGCCUGGCGCCCUCCAUCUUCCACCUCAACGUCUCCAAGGACAGCACUUCGCCCAGAGUCAUUCCCAGACGUGGCCAGUUGGGGAAACCGGCCCCAAGAGACCUGAGCGAGAACAUGGCUGCCACCCAGGGCUUGUCCCACAUGAUCACUGACUGCAAGAAACUCUUCCAGGUGCCCCAGGACAUGAUGCUGCAGCUGUGUAACUCCUAUGUGGUAUCCAAGCCCAGUUCCCCUCCCCUGGCUCUAGCUGAGCUUCGGGGCAAGCCUGGGGACUACCUGGAAGAGAGCGCUCAGAGCUUGCUACAGGAGGCUGCCGAGAGAUUCAAGGGCUGGCUGAAUGUGCCUGGACCACAGCACACAGAGCUAGCCAGCAAGAAGGUCCGGGAUGGGCACCCCCUGCGCCUGUGGAAAGUGACAACAGAGGUGGCAGCCCCACCCAUGGCCGUUCUGCACCGGGUGUUACGGGAAAGGGCCAUGUGGGAUGAAGACCUGCUGCGGGCUCAUGUGCUGGAGUCCCUGGGCCCUGGGGUAGAUGUCUACCACUAUGUCACAGAUAGCAUGGCCCCUCAGCCCUCUCGAGAUUUCGUGGUGCUCCGGAUGUGGCGCUCGGACCUACCCCGGGGGGGAUGCCUGCUUGUUUCUCAGUCUCUGGAGCCUGAGGAGCCAAUUCCAGAGUCUGGAGUUCGAGCUGUGCUGCUCACUUCUCAGUACCUCAUAGAACCCUAUGGCCCGGGGCACUCCCGGCUGAUCCAUAUUUGCAGGGCUGACCUCCGGGGCCAUUCUCCCGACUGGUAUAACAAAGUGUUUGGGCACCUGUGUGCCAUGGAAGUGGCAAGGAUUCGAGACUCCUUUGCCACCAUGCGGCCCAUCCCUGAGACAAAGCUGUGAACAGGUGGGGCCAGGCAGGGCUCAGGGCUGCUCUCCUCUGGGGUUUCCCAGCAUAGCUAGCUGAAGAGAGCAGACAGAUGUGAGUCCUAGACUGUGCCUCCCAAGGGCCUUGCCACUCAGCGCAGUCUGUGUGCAACUCGGCCUCCUCCUUUCCUCCCCCCUGAACCCCACUGCCCCUGUCCCCUGACACCCCUGACUGCCUCAUCCUGAGGUACUGAGAAUGGAUGGGUUGGAGGAACUAUGGCGACCACAGAGUGUUGGGAGCCAACUUUCUCCCUACUUACCAGCCAGAGAAACCUAGGCACCUGGCGGGGAGCACCCUCUACCCCCUCAUCCAAAAAGAGCAAGUGCAGACUGCAGAGAGGGGGAGGGGGAGAGGGUGGGCUCCUUUAUCUAAAGCAAUACAGUAUCAGCUUCCGAGAAGCCAGCAAACGAGCGUACUCAAGAGGCUCGAGAGUCUCAGGAUCUCUCCCUGGCAGGCAACUUAACAAUCCCAGAUUGCUCGGGAAGGUUUGGGGAGAGGCUCUCUGCAGCCUUCUCCCUCCCCCUAGCACUAGAGAGAAUAGUGCCCACACUCUGUUCCCGGGGGGUUUCUUCUACCUCCACUCCUGGGACCUGGCUGGGCAAAGGGGGAGUGAGCAGGAUGUCUCCUCCUAGAACAGAGCCAUCAUAUUUGGCCAGUGCUUGCCUGGCCUCUGGAACCUGCCAUCUUAUGAGACCGCCUAUCUGCUUCCUUGCCACAGUCCUGCUCGUCUGCAAGGUUUUCCUUGACAGGAAGCUAAUAUCAAGAGGCAGAAGAGCAGGACUGUGGCAAGGCAGACAAUAAGGACUUAGGCCUUAGAGCCAGGAAGGCCCAAGUUCAAGUUCCUGCCUCUGACCUGGCCGUGUGACCCUGGGCAAGUCACUCGAUCUCUCAAGGCAGCUCAGAAUAGAUGUGAAUCAGCCCUGGUGGAAGAACUCUUCUCCAGGCCCUUCCCAGGGACAUCACAGAUCCAGGGCCUGUCCUUCUUCGGCCCCAAAGAUCCGAUCAUGAGGCUCCUAGAGUGUCUCCUAAAGUGCCAAUGUAGCUUAAAGUGAGCCAUGGUGUCCGGGCUGAACUGCCCAGCCCCAGAUCGCAACCUGGCCUGGCAGCAGCUCAUUCCACUUGCUGCUCCAGUGUCAUGGAAGAAGCCCAUAGCUAGAAAAUAAGAGCCAACUUUCUAUGCCUUAAGCCAAAGUAGAAGAGGAGAAAACACAACUCCCCUGUUCCUCCCCCUGGCCCAGGCCCCCAUUCCAGCUGAUUGUAGCGUGCUAGCAUUCCCAGAACCCCAAGUGCUAGUGUGAACCCCCAAGUAGCCAGACAAACCAGCUUAGCCAGCCAGCACUGACUGGGCGAAUGAGCUGGGACUUACUUCAUCCUGUUUCACCAAAUAAAUCUCCAAGCUUGUUAGUGCUAGAAAGGGCCUUGGGGAUCGCCUGGCCUGGUCCUCUUUCCCAGAUGGGGGGGGGGAGUGGGCUUCCCCAAGGCCAGAAAUAGCUAGUUAGGGGCAGAGCUGGGGCUCGAACUCAGGUCUCCCAAGUCUCAGGCCAUUGCUCUUUCUUGCCUCGCUUUUGAUCUAGCCCUAACCACUCUUGUCUAUCUUUGGCAUUUCAAAUCCCACACCUUGGGUUUUGCUGCCUUUUUUGUAGAAGUAAUUGGGAUGGGGGGGGAGCGGGGAGGCGGGAGGGGACAUAGCUGUUAAUCCAAUUCCAAUUUUUAAGCCUGUCUCUUUUGUACCUAUAAAUACUGUACAGUCGGGAUAUAUAUUAAUAUAUACAUAUGUAUAUGCAUAUCUAUAUACAUAUAUACAUGGACAUAUUGUGAAUAUAUAUCACGAUAUGGAUUUGUGGUCUUGGGUGGGAGCAGUGGCAUGAAGUGCUUCAGACGGUAUGCGAGAGACUGGACAGGCAGGUAUGGGGAGCGCAAAGACCCUUUAUCCAGCAAAUAAAGUAUUACUGAGCAUUA